Messenger RNA from Trematosphaeria pertusa, 447 nucleotides. RefSeq lists its product as uncharacterized. Bases 1 to 447 code for a protein of 148 amino acids. Lineage: Eukaryota; Fungi; Ascomycota; Dothideomycetes; Pleosporales; Trematosphaeriaceae. The record is from RefSeq and is a predicted model, not a curated record. The transcript has a single exon.
AUGGAUGAGCUUCGGCGAGACGGAAUACUCUGGUACAAAAUACACGUUUUCGUCUACGAUCUUCGCAAUUUCCGUUCGAGCGAUAAGUCUCGCGACCGGCUCGAGUCUGUUGUCGACACAUACUAUAUCGGACCGCCAUACUUCAGCGCCACCGAAGCAGACAACAUCCUCCACACCAUCGCCGAUCCUGAGACCGGCAAGAUUUUGAGAGAGAUACUAGAUGACUUCUUCGCGCAGAAGCUGGAGAAGCGAAUAAAGGCGAGGACGAAGGAGACGGCCGAUUACAGAGUGUGUGCGGCGCACGAUCUCGCUCCUAUCGUCGAAAAGGCCUUUCGCAUUCAUCCCAAGGACCUCGCGAAGAAUAAGGGAUUCGUGAAAUUGUUGAAUAAGAGGGGACUGGGCGCUUUGAGUGAAGGAGGAGUUUGGAAGGGUCUUGGAAAACGGUAG